Molecule: messenger RNA, 1648 nt
Organism: Ceratitis capitata (Mediterranean fruit fly)
Lineage: Eukaryota; Metazoa; Arthropoda; Insecta; Diptera; Tephritidae
Gene: dpr8
Exons: 6
Coding region: 335-1513 (392 amino acids)
Biological process (GO): synapse organization
Cellular component (GO): neuron projection membrane
Source: RefSeq, a predicted model, not a curated record
UAAGUAAAGCGUAAUAACGAAAAAAUAAAAGCAAACAAAUAACACAGUAGACAAUUUUUACUUUCGUAAACAAAAAAUACAGAAAAAAGAAAAAAAACACAUACGAAAUAAUAAUAAUAAUAAUAAUAAAAUAAUAAUAUAACGCACAUAUCGAUUAAAACGUACAAUAAUAAUUCAUAUUUAUCGCAUAAAACAAAGAACUUAAUUAAAUAUAAACAACAACAGUCGCUCGCGUGAAUUGUCAGUAAUUUGCCAAUUUGUUAUUGUAACACUGACACGCUGACUGCAUAAUCAUCGCUCAACCGCAAAUUCAUCAAGAUAUAAUAACAACAAAAUGACACAUUGGGUGCACAUACUGUUGGCGUUGCUGAUGUAUGCAGGUUCCCUUGAGGGCGCCUCCAAACGCUUCUUCACUGAUUUUCUACAAGAUUUGCCAACACCUGGCACCGGCGGCCCAACAUUCGACACAUCUGUGCAGACGAAUAUUACGGGGCUGGUGGGCAAGACAGUCAAAUUGACUUGCCGUGUGAAGAAUUUGGGAAAUCGAACGGUCUCUUGGGUGCGCCAUCGUGACAUUCACCUGCUGACAGUCGGUCGUUACACCUACACGUCGGAUCAACGUUUCGAAGCGAUGCAUUCGCCGCACGCCGAGGAUUGGACGUUACGUAUACGCUACGCACAACGCAAAGAUUCGGGCAUCUAUGAGUGUCAGAUAUCAACAACACCACCGAUCGGACAUUCCGUCUAUUUGAAUAUAGUGGAACCCAUCACUGAAGUAAUCGGCGGUCCGGAGUUACAUAUAAAUCGAGGUUCCACAAUUAAUUUGACUUGCAUUGUAAAAUUUGCACCAGAACCACCGCCCACAGUCAUUUGGUCGCAUAAUCGAGAGGUCAUAAAUUUUGACUCACCACGCGGCGGUAUAUCAUUGGUAACUGAAAAAGGUGUAGUCACCACAAGUCGAUUACUGGUGCAGAAGGCCAUACAACAGGAUUCAGGACUCUACACCUGUACGCCGUCGAACGCAAAUCCGACAUCGGUGCGGGUGCACAUCGUUGAUGGUGAACAUCCCGCUGCUAUGCAUCAUGGACACGCCACACCACAAGUUCAACCACCAUCAGCCACAUUCCUACUGCUCUUGGCAUUCCUAACAGCGUUGCUAUUACAAGAGCGACCAAACCAAUCAACACAAAUACGAAAACAACUGCAAAAACAGCAACAACAGCACCAACAAGAACAACAAGUAGAAGAAAGACCAAUACAUCAGCAUAAACUACGCCAACGCAUCCGUUGGAAGUGGUGGCAAAGCAAUCAACUAUGGAAUGAAAAAUUUGUGGUCUGCCAGCGUAGAGAAGCAUUCACUAUGGAAUUGCCACAAAUGGUAAAAGGUGACGCGCAAACAGUGGCUGCGGCACAGACGUAUCGUUACGUAACAGUGCAAAUGCUUUUACUGCCCACACAAAAGACUCAAUGCACAAGACUUGUGGAGAGCGAUGAAAGGACAGCAGCAACAUAGCCAUCAAAUGGCAAUUGGAUUAUAAAUAGAGAGAGUAAAAUGAUGCUCGAAUUGAUGUAAAUUAAGUUCCCAUCCAAAUCCUAAUAGAUGAAAAAGAUGAUAGAAAUAAAAACAAAAAUAAAAAAAAAUAAAAAU